GUAUUUUUCUAAACACACAAACGCUGAGGAAAAGAAAAAAACCCUCAGAGCUCCACAUGGAUUUCAGUUCAUAAUUCUUCAUAUUAAAACUGUUUUUAUUAAUUUAUUCUCUAUUAAAAUAAAAUCAGAAGAAAAUCAGAACACAGCAGAAGAAGCGAAAAUAAACAAUAGAUUAUGGAAUGUAUUUCAGUAAAGAAAAUAAAAGCUCCAGCUGGUCCAACAUGGGGGCUUUAUUACAACCACAGUCAAAUAAAGCACCGCUUUUAUAUAUUCAUAUAUAUAUAAAGAUAUUUAUAUAUAUAUUUAUAUAGUUUUCAUAUACACCUUCAGGCAAUGACUAGAGAGGAUUCUUUACAGAAUCAAGUUUCUUGUGGUUCUCUUAAUUUACAGGUAAACUUAGUUUCUGGAUAAUUAAACCACAGAAAAAGUCAAGGCAACUUUCUUUUGCCUCGUUCAUAAAGUACAAAACUGGCACAGAGGACGACCAUUUUUAUACACAGUAAAAAUGCAAUAAAAUUAAAUUACGUACAGAGGAGACAAAAGUUCUGUAAACCUUUCCCCGUUACAGCAAACCUCAAACAAAUAAAAUCACUUUCUAAAACAAAUUCAAAUCAGUAUAAAACACACAAAAAAAACAGAACAAAAACUCUUUUUUUGCCCUUUGAAAAAAAUGUGCUAUAGCUUGUACGACUUUUUCUGUUUUUCUUCUUUAUUUGUCAAACGGGGGGGUCGGCUGUGCGUGGAGUCGGAGUUUUAUAGAGCGAAACGACACGGCGAGAGCCACUGAAGCUGGAAAAACCGACCGACUGAACAUCAGCAGAAGGCAACGGACAGCAGCACACAAACAGCAGAAGAAGAAGAAGAAACUGAAACAGGAAACAGUUUUUUCCUCUGAGCAGGAUUCAGAUUUCCAAAGAGAAAAAUUAAAAACAAAAAGGAAAAGAAAAGUUAAAGAUCUCAUGGCGGCUGUAAGUUGAUGAUGUCAUGAAGAAGGCGGACCUUUAACAGACAGUUUGGUAACUAUGGCGAUGGUGGCUUCCACCGUCCUGUACAGCAUGUCCAGCAUGUCAGGUUGGGGGCCGGCAUUUGGAAACACCUGUGAGGAGGAGGUGUGGCCACUGCAGCCUUCUGGCCCCUCCCCCAACAGCCCAAGGGCCGAUGGGAAGGCGGCAUCCUCUGAGAGGGGCGGGGCUGAGCUGUUGCUGGUCUUAGAGCCCGCCUCCUUUUCUUCCUUCACCUCCUCUGACAUCGCCUCACCCCUCCUCCCUUCCCGCUGCUCUGCCUCCUCCUCCUCACCUGCCGCCACGUGUCGCUCAGGCUCCUCCCCCUGCACAAAUCCCUCCCCUGCCUCCUGCAGCAAGGAGGAAGAUGAGGAGAACGAGGAGGAGGAGGAUGAAGAUGCCUCCAUCUUCUCCUCUUUUGGAGAGGAGUCCAGGUUUCCAGAGGAGGUGGGGGCAGGGUCAGGAGAGGGCGGGUCCUGCUCAGUGCCCGGGUCGAUCAGCGAGGAGGAGUCUCGUGUCUCCGUGUCCGAGGUGCUGGUGGGCGUCAGCGCCUCCUGGUGGUCGGGCUUCGGCUCGCCGCAGGGCGGUAGGGCCGAGGAGGAAGAGGAGGAGGAGGAAGAGGUGGAGGCCACGCAGAGCGGCGCCGCUGCAUCGACGGCUCUGUCGUCAUCACUGCUCACCCUCCGCCGCUUCACCGGAGUCGCACCUUCAUCCUCAGCUUUGGCCUUGUGGUCCUUGGCCUCUUGCUCCAGAGCGCUGCGCUGCUGGACACAAACACGACAGCGAUUUAGCAGCUCCUGCAGGGCGGGGCAGAGGGCGGGGUCGAUGGUCUGAGGCGGCUGGACAGACAGCAGCAACACCAAUGCCCUCAGGUCGGCGUUCAGCAGGGCGCUGGUCUUGCUCAGCUCCAGGCGGUGAGCUGCCAGCUCAGGCUGCAGGCUGCUCUGUUCGC
Molecule: messenger RNA, 1953 nt
Organism: Epinephelus lanceolatus (giant grouper)
Lineage: Eukaryota; Metazoa; Chordata; Actinopteri; Perciformes; Serranidae
Source: RefSeq, a predicted model, not a curated record